Molecule: messenger RNA, 936 nt
Organism: Zygosaccharomyces rouxii
Lineage: Eukaryota; Fungi; Ascomycota; Saccharomycetes; Saccharomycetales; Saccharomycetaceae
Exons: 1
Coding region: 1-936 (311 amino acids)
Source: RefSeq, a predicted model, not a curated record
AUGGAAGAGGUCAGAAAGUUCAGAUUCAGUUUAAGAGAAGCGCAGAGUGACAGAGGUGUUAUUAAAGUUUUUGGAAGAGCAAGUCGUAAGGAUCCCAAUAGAAUUGCUCAGAGGGAUAACCUGUUUUAUGAUGAAAGAUCCCUGAGUCGUAAUCAUGCGCUACUAGGUAUAAAAUUGAUGGAACCAUUAGCAGAUGGUAUUACCAUGGAUCAAUUCAGGAUUUACGUUAAAGAUUUAGAAUCUACCUAUGGGAUUGUAGACUUGAACUCUCAGGAGUCUGAUCCAUUUGUAAUUGACUUGAAAAAUGGUGAAAGGUUUGGAUUGAUCAAAUUGAAUAACCCCAUCUCUGUUAAUCAACGCCGUGGUGCUAAAUUGAAAUUCCAGAUUGACGUGGAUGAUGUUGGCGAGGAUGAAUUUGAAUGCAGAGUUAGUGACGUUUCAUUCGAUGACAGCCCAUUGGUAACAAGACCGUCCACAUGUGAUAAUGAAAUUGAAUUUCUCAGUAUGUUACAAGGGUUUUCGCCAUCCGACUCUGAGUCUGAGUCUGAAUCUGAAGGUACGCCUUGUGCACCAAACGACGACAUGGAUUCCGUCUCAGAAAAUUCAUUCUAUUCUGAAACAAGUGAAAGUUAUGCGUUGGUAAAUCUUUAUACUUUGCCAAAAGUUGACAUUUGGGAUGAAGACGAUGAGGAGAGUGACGUGAGGAAGGAAGAUUUCAAAGUAAAUGAGGAAAGAAUUGGUAAUAAGAGACCUUUGCCUGAUGCAGACGAUGAAGAUGCUCAAGAUGAGGGUCAAGAUAUUCAAUUCCGACCAAACAAAAGGGCUAAGACAGGAAUUGUCUCUAAGAGAGAUAUUAUUACGGGAACUAUUGGGUUUUUAUUGGGUUCAGUUGGUACUAUUGGGUUUUUAAUUGGCAUUGCUGGAAGGUUAGAAUAG